CGCAGCCGCCGCCUUGGUUGCGUCUGUCAGAGCCGGGGCUUGUCAGCGAGGGGCAGCCGGUGCCAUGGCGGUUCUGCUGGAGACCACCCUGGGCGACGUCGUCAUCGACUUGUACACCGAGGAGCGGCCGCGCGCUUGCUUAAACUUUCUGAAGUUGUGCAAAAUGAAAUAUUACAACUAUUGUCUUAUUCACAAUGUACAGAGGGAUUUUAUCAUACAAACAGGAGAUCCUACGGGGACUGGCCGUGGAGGAGAGUCUAUUUUUGGGCAGCUGUAUGGUGAUCAAGCAAGCUUUUUUGAGGCAGAAAAAGUACCAAGGAUUAAACACAAGAAGAAAGGCACCGUGUCCAUGGUGAACAACGGCAGCGAUCAGCAUGGAUCUCAGUUUCUUAUUACUACAGGAGAGAAUCUAGAUUACCUUGACGGUGUCCACACAGUGUUUGGUGAGGUGACAGAAGGAAUGGACAUAGUUCAUAAAAUUAACGAGACCUUUGUUGACAAGGAUUUUGUACCAUAUCAAGAUAUCAGGAUAAAUCAUACAGUGAUUCUAGAUGAUCCAUUUGAUGACCCUCCUGAUUUAUUAAUUCCUGAUCGAUCACCAGAACCCACAAGGGAACAAUUAGAUAGUGGUCGAAUAGGAGCAGAUGAAGAAAUUGAUGAUUUCAAAGGAAGAUCAGCUGAAGAAGUAGAAGAAAUAAAGGCGGAAAAAGAAGCUAAAACUCAAGCUAUUCUUUUAGAGAUGGUGGGAGACCUACCUGAUGCGGAUAUUAAACCUCCAGAAAAUGUGCUGUUUGUGUGUAAAUUGAAUCCAGUGACCACAGAUGAAGAUCUGGAAAUAAUAUUCUCAAGAUUUGGGCCAAUAAGAAGUUGUGAAGUUAUCCGUGAUUGGAAAACAGGAGAGUCCCUCUGUUAUGCUUUUAUUGAAUUUGAAAAGGAAGAAGAUUGUGAGAAAGCAUUCUUCAAAAUGGACAAUGUCCUUAUAGAUGACAGGAGGAUACAUGUGGAUUUUAGCCAGUCUGUUGCAAAGGUUAAAUGGAAAGGAAAAGGUGGGAAAUACACCAAGAGCGAUUUCAAGGAGUAUGAAAAGGAACAGGAUAAGCCAUCCAAUUUGGUUCUGAAAGAUAAAGUAAAGCCAAAACAGGACGCAAAGUAUGAGCUGAUCCUGGAUGAGCGGGGCGACGACUCGCAGUCAGCGCACUCGCGCACGAGCAAGAAACACAAGAAGAAGACGCGACACUGCUCUGAGGACAAGGAGGAGGAGGAAGGCUACGUGCCCGUCAGAAAUGCCAACCAGGACAUCUACAGGGAGAUGGGGUUUGGUCACUAUGAGGAAGAAGAGAACUGUCGGGAGAAACAAAAGAGUGAGAAGGGAGACCGGACUCAGCAGCGCAGCCGCAGCCGGUCUCGGGAAAGGGAUUGCCGCCACAGCACGAGCCACAGACCCAGACACCAAGCAGAGCCUCACGAGAGAGAGAGGAGUGGGAAGAGAAACCGAAGCAGAAGCCCAAAGAAAUCCAAAGACAAAGACAAAUCCAAGUAUAGGUGAGAGAGGAAGCAGCCGAGAGGCCAGGCUGGCGGGCGUGCUCUCUCCUGCUGAGGGGCCCAAGGAGUUCAGGUGUGGUGUCAGAGCAGCAAGACCCAGCUUGGUUUUUCUUAUUUUAAAUACUAGGAUAAUAGCCCUUUUAGAUCCACACUGACAGAGGGCACUGAAAAAAUCAUUUUCUGUACAUACUUUUUCAUACUAAUUGUAUUGUCAUGAAUACAUGGUAGAAUUCAUUUUCACCACCUUUCGUACUUUCGCUCCUCUUUUUAAGUGAAGAAUUUCAUACUACAGAAGUACAUAGGCGUGUAAUAUAAAUAAAUGUCUGUGUACCUACCGUCCAGCUUCAAAAAGAGAAGCGUGGUUAUUGUCGUAGCUCCAUGUGUCCUGGGCUUCUUGAAUAUCCUCAUGGAAUUUUGUGUUUGUUGCUUCCUGUAGUUUUACAAUGUGUGUAUGUAUACCUAACAAACUUUAAAUUUUGUAUGUUUUUGAAUUUUAUAUAAACGGCACAAUGUAUGCUUACUUGUAUAAUUCCCUUUGUUCAAUUUAGUCUUUUUAGGAGUUAUUUUCAAUGCUAUGUAGUAGUGUAUGAAUACAGUAUACUUAUCUGUUUUUUUAUUGAUGGA
Messenger RNA from Jaculus jaculus (lesser Egyptian jerboa), 2166 nucleotides. It is a transcript of the gene Ppil4, whose product is annotated as peptidylprolyl isomerase like 4. Gene Ontology annotation, cellular component: nucleus. The coding region runs from base 65 to 1546 and encodes 493 amino acids. The transcript has 13 exons. The record is from RefSeq and is a predicted model, not a curated record. Gene Ontology annotation, biological process: protein peptidyl-prolyl isomerization. NCBI's taxonomy places the organism in Eukaryota, Metazoa, Chordata, Mammalia, Rodentia, Dipodidae. Gene Ontology annotation, molecular function: RNA binding; peptidyl-prolyl cis-trans isomerase activity.